AAUAAACCCUCUUCCGGUAUAUCCAGCUUGGCCAUUUUGUCCAACACUUCAUUUCCGGUUCUUUUGAUCCAUUGGAAUUCAACCUCCUGAAAUUUUCUGCUCCACCAUCUUGCUUCUCUAACCGAAUUGUACAAUCCAAAUUGCAAUUUUCUUGACUGUAAAUUAUCAAACAUUUUCUUGUUAUUACCUUCAGAGAUCACCUUUCUGUAGCCACGUAUCCAACAUUGUUUCAUAGCUACUAUAAGUGCAUUAUAUUCCGCUUCCAACGGUGAUGAAACAACAUUUCCUUUUGCAUGUCCUGCGCCUUUGUAAAUGCCAUUUUCUUUAUGGUUUCUUUAAAAGUUCUCAUACGAAAACAUUUCUUCACUCUCUCUCUUUCUUUUUGAUGAUUUAUGUGCCACUUCAGAAAAGCACAUGUGUAAUUGUGUAAAGUAUACUCAGUUGGGUCUGGUGGGUGUGGCCCCUCCCUAUCUUUCUUCCCCACAUAAUAAUAGAAAGGCAGAGAAUACUCAGGUGAAAAAGAGGCAAGAAUCAUCAAGAAGACAAGAACACACACAUAGUAAGAGAGAGAGGGAGACUCAAUGGAGAAAAUGAACCAAACAUUCUUCUUAUCUCACGGAACUCCCAGGUUGAGCAUAGACGAUAGCUUGGAGGCCAGAGACUUCUUCAAAUCAUGGUCUCACAAAGUUUUUCAACACAAACCCAAAUCUAUUCUAGUCAUCUCUGCACACUGGGACACCGAGUUCCCAUCCGUCAACACUGUUCUCCGUAAUACAACCAUCCACGACUUCAAUGGUUUCCCUGAGCCCAUGUACAAGCUGAAGUACGAAGCACCAGGAGCUAUUGAACUGGGAAAGAGGGUUAAAGAACUGCUAAUGGUAGGAGGAGGAAUGAAGCGUGUUGAUGAAGAUACAAACAGAGGACUUGAUCAUGGAGCUUGGAUUCCUCUUAUGUUGAUGUAUCCAGAGGCGGAUAUACCCGUUUGCCAGCUCUCUGUUCAAUCAUCUCAAAAUGGGAGUUACCAUUACAACAUGGGCAAGUCAUUGGCUCCACUGAAAGCGGAAGGUGUUCUUAUCAUUGGCUCUGGAAGUGCUACUCAUAACUUGAGCAAGCGUGGCUAUAACGUCUUUACUGACUCUUCGGUUUCUUGGGCUUUAGAGUUUGAUCUUUGGCUCAGAGACUCUCUCCUUCAAGGAAGAUAUGGAGAUGUGAAUGAUUGGGAAGAGAAAGCUCCGAACCCUAGAAUGGCGCAUCCAUGGCCUGAGCAUUUGUACCCGUUGCACGUUGCAAUGGGUGCGGCAGGUGAUGAUGCAAAGGCAGAGCAAAUCCACACAAGCUGGACAAGUACUUUGUCUUAUUCUUCUUAUAGAUUCACUUCUUCCCUCUGAAACACUUCAUUCACUUGUUGUUGUGUCUCUUCUCUUAAUAAGCUUUUUUUGUAUUUCUCUUCUCUUUAAUUAUCCAUAUCAGUUAUGGUUUGAACAAAAAAUAAUAAUUAUCCAUAUCAGUCAUGUAUCAAAAUACUUACCACAACUAACCAAAGCUCAUGCCCAAGCCUUGGCACAUGAAACCAUUUAGUAACAGAACACCACCGUGUUGUCUUUUAGCCGUCCGGUCCAAUUGAUCAUGUCUCGGUAGAUCAGACCUUGGCGUGCAUCCGGCCUGUUGGCCUUGGAUCACGAUUGAUACAUUCGGCCUAAGCCUCAAACCGUCGCAAUGGUUAAGGGAAAAGGUACAAUCGGUUACUUAGUAACCGCCUGAUCCAACCGGAUCAACACUUGGCCGAUCGGCCAUGCGUACGUCCCACCCGUGGGUUAUGGACUACGAUUGUAUGAACCGGCCUUAGCCUUGGUUCUUCUAACCCAUCCCAACCACUACUUAGAUCGCAUGUACAGAAGAAGAAGAAUAUAAAUCAAGAAAACAAAGGGAGAAAGGAAUAUAACCAAUCGCCCAUAGCCUUAGACUCGAUAGGUCUAACCGAUGGUCUAGCCGGAUGAUCGCCUGGUCAAUCCACUGACCUUGGACGGCCAUUAGGUUUAAUUUUUCUUUUGGUUUUUUAAACCAAUUUUAAUUUGUAAAUGUAAAGCGAUUUAAUUUGUACAUCAAUUCCCGUUUUAAUAUUAAUUGUAUUUAUUUUUUACGAAAAUUAUUCAUUUAUUUUGUUUUAAAUUUUGAUUUAUUUUUUUUUUAAUAAUAUUUUUAAAAGCCACGGAAUAAGCAACAGUUUCAUUCGUAGCAAAACCAACUACAAAAUAUUUCGUGGCAAAAUGUAGCUUAUUUGCUACGAAUCCAUCGUGUCAAGAUUGUAGCUUUUUGCUUCGAUUUUUGCUACGAUUUAUUUUUGCUACGAUCGUAUACCCACAUUUUUUUCGUAGCAUUUCCGUAGCAAAAACUCAUAUAGCUACGAAAUUUGGACUAUAGCUACGAAAAAGUACCGUGGGUAUGAUGUUUUUUGUACUAGUGAUGAUCUCUUGGUUUGGAUCAGAGGGGAGAAGAGAUGUUGUUUGGACGAUGAGAUUUAUUCUGAAUCUUAUUGGGCUCAUUCACGAAGUUCUGGACCGAGAAAAAGGCUACAUGCUCAUUCACAAAGGCUACAUGCUCAUUCACAAAGUUUUGAACCGAGAGUAAGGCUACUGGUUUUGGAUGCAACCCCGUUGAUACAACUCUAUGGAUGAACCUUAGUGGAUGCAACCUCGUGUAUGCAACUCUGUGGAUGAACCUGAGUGGAUGCAUUAUUUCAGUGUUCAUAAAGAAGACUCAUUUGCAAUCUCUGAUGGGCCUAUUACAAAAUCUAAGUCCAAAAAGCUAAUUGAGAAGAUUGUUGGUCUUAUUCAAAAUCUAGAAAGUGAAUAAGAAAUAUUUGGCCAAACCACAAUCACUUAAACCACCUUCAUUUACUCCACUUUCUCAACUACUUCAACCACCACCUAACUGUUUAUCACUUUGUCUAUUUUACAUUUUUUAUGAUGUUCAUACAGCAAGUUUGUUUUUUCUAUUUAGUAUUUUCAAAUUUGUUUCAGAAACUUCAAUCAUCAUAUUUAUCAAAACUUCUUUCCUUUCAAAUUUUGUGAUUCAUUUGUUUUAUGAACAACUUGAUUACAGAGAUGUGUGAAUCUAAAAUAAUCAACAAAGUUUCAAAUUGACUGGUGUGUCAUAUCCAGAACGAGAGAGGUGAAUCUAAGGCAAUUACGUAAGUUUAGUGUGACCAAUCAAUCCAUUUAUCCAAGUGAGAGGAAUUAUAGCUAGUUAGCUUGACGACACCUUACCCUUCAAACAAACCGUCAAACCAUUUAAAUCAAACAUCUACCAUCAACCCUAAUUCUAUCUAUCAAAAAUCAGAGUGAGAUUCAUUGGGAAAGUUGCAUAAGAUCUACUAGCUGUGCUGUGGAGCCUGGCAUUUCUUUCAUUCCAAAGUGCAUAUUAUAUGCAAGUUUGGAAAAUGCGCUUCAUGAUGAGCAGCAAGUUCCAAAUCUCCUUUUUUUUGUGCUAAAACUAUUAAUGAGUCGCUAAUUAAAUUUUAUAAUCAAUGGAUCUCCCACGUUAUUAUUUAUUUUAAUGCAAAUUCAAAACAAAUGCAAAAUUGAAAAGUCAUAGAAUAUAUAAACG
Molecule: messenger RNA, 3606 nt
Organism: Brassica rapa (field mustard)
Lineage: Eukaryota; Viridiplantae; Streptophyta; Magnoliopsida; Brassicales; Brassicaceae
Product: extradiol ring-cleavage dioxygenase
Molecular function (GO): ferrous iron binding; zinc ion binding; dioxygenase activity
Source: RefSeq, a predicted model, not a curated record